Messenger RNA from Talaromyces amestolkiae, 5847 nucleotides. RefSeq lists its product as uncharacterized. The transcript has 6 exons. Gene Ontology annotation, cellular component: plasma membrane of growing cell tip. Lineage: Eukaryota; Fungi; Ascomycota; Eurotiomycetes; Eurotiales; Trichocomaceae. Gene Ontology annotation, molecular function: zinc ion binding; DNA-binding transcription factor activity, RNA polymerase II-specific. The record is from RefSeq and is a predicted model, not a curated record. Gene Ontology annotation, biological process: positive regulation of establishment of bipolar cell polarity regulating cell shape; regulation of DNA-templated transcription. The coding region runs from base 1 to 5847 and encodes 1948 amino acids.
AUGAGGGCUUCCUCACUGUCUAGGCCUGCGACGGCAAUUGCUGUGUCUGCUCUUCUCAGCACUUGGCAAUUACCGACCGUCAAUGCAUUCACAGCUACGCCCGUCUCGCAGCCCAACCUUGAUCUAUCACCGUUAGGAAGAGUCGCGCUGACCGGCAACUUCGACUCAAUACAAAUAUAUUCAUAUCUAGAAGAAACGGAAUCCUCUCCUUCGACCAAUGGCUCUCAGUCCUUACUCACAACCCUUCCUAAUGGGGACAUCACCACUUUAUUGUCCGCCGACGCAGAUAUUUUAGCAAUGUGUUCGUGGACGCGUAAAAAUGGAACUUUUGAAGGCGUUGUCGUUGGCGGUAAUUUCACAAGUUUAGGAGGCAUUGAAGCCGAAGGCCUGGCAUUGUACGACCCGACGUCAAACAGCGUGCGGAAUAUAUCUGGGCUGUCCGGUGUUGUGCAGGCUUUACUGUGUGACCAAGAUUCCGAUUCGGUCUAUGUUGGUGGAGAUUACACUGUUGACAAUUCGACGAACGCGAUGAUUUGGAACGGUACCACUGGCUGGCAAGCGCUUCCCUUCGAGGGUUUUAAUGGCCCUGUUUCGUCCAUCGUCAAGAAUUCAGAAGGACAUAUCAUUUUUGGUGGCAAGUUCGAUAGCUUAGGCAAUGUGUCAACGUCGACCGCGACAAACAGCUCUCAGGUGGUGAACUUAUCCACGGCCAACAUUACGAGCGAUGCCCAGACAAGUCUUUCUGGCUUUAUCGAUCCUCGUAAUAUCAUUUGCAAAACAGGCGAUGCAGACAGCUCUGGUAAUACUUGGCUACUCGCAGACUAUUCUCCUGGUUUUUGGGAGGCGCAAAUGGGCUUCACUUUCUACCCGAGCAAGAUUCGCUUAUACAACACCCAUUAUCAGGGAAGAGGCACCCAGUCCUUCCGCUUCCAAGCUUUGCCAGAUACAGGCAUCAUGAACCUGACUUAUACUGACCCAUCGACUGGCCAAAAGGCAUUCUGCGACUUUGAAUGUCCCCUUUCUAAUGAUACGUCGGAAAUUUACCGCGAUUUCGAAUUGGUCAAUCCUGUUGGCAUGUCUGGAUUCAUGAUCCAGGUCAUGAGCUGGUAUGGCCAAGGUGCUGGUCUUGAUGGCAUUGAGAUCUUUCAGUCUCAAGUAUUCACAUAUGCUGUCAACGACUUUAAUGAGCCAGCAUGCACUGGCAUUGAGUUUCCGGCUACCUCCAACACAACAGGUACCUGGGCAGUGACAUCCGCUGGCGCCUCAACUGACUACCUGAUUGCCAAUGCUUCUCAGUCUGAUGUUUCAGUCACCUUCAAGCCCGAUAUUCCUCAGUCUGGUAACUACUCAGUCCUUCUGUACACCCCUGGCUGCUCGGAUGCGGACUCCUGCUCAUCUCGGGGCAUUGUCAACGUCUCAGCGACUUUCACGUCGACUGAGCCAAGCGCGAACCUCGACACGUCGAUAAUUUACCAAACUAAUGACUUUGAGAAAUAUGACACCAUCUAUUCCGGCUACAUUGAGGCAAAUAGCGACAGUUUCCGGUCGGAGAUUACCGUCACCCCAGUCGCAGGACAAGGCGAUAUUCAAAUUGUGGCAUCUCGUGUAGGAUUUCACCUACUUAACUCUACUACCGGAAACCUUAAUGGUCUUUUUGACUACGACCCCUCGAAUGUGACAGACACCGACUUCUCGUCCGACAGUAUCGAUACCAUUGGAUCCAAUCUGGAUGAUGGGGCAACUAUCUACAGCCUUGUUCAAUCUGGAGAUGUGACAUAUGCAGCAGGAAACUUUUCCAGCUCUUCCUUGAACAACAUACUAUCAUUCACAUCUAGUGGCAAUGCUACUUCCCUCAGCGAUGGUGGUUUGAACUCUUAUGUGAAGUCCUUGCUCCUGAUUGACAACACGCUUUACACGGCAGGAAACUUCACCAACACCGCCCAAGGGAGUGUGAAAGGCUUGAAUUACGUUGCCGCCUAUUCUCCGUCUAGCAAAUCCUGGUCUCCACUAGGAGCAGGUGUCAAUGGGCCUGUCACUUCUAUUUUGUCAUUUCCUUACAAUUCAACAAAUGGAACGACUGAGACAACAGUCGCAAUUAGCGGCUCUUUCGACCAGAUUUUGGCGUUUGGAUCCAAUGCAUCUAUUGAAGUAUCGGGCUUUGCCGUAUGGGUACCGUCUCAGAAGAACUGGUUACAAAACCUAGACGGUAAUUCGAUGGCCUAUCUUGGAGAAUUGAUGGCAACCGCUGAUGCUGGAAACAACACUACGAUACUUGCUGGAUCUCUUAUAUCUGAUGGCGUAUCUUCUAGAGGUGCCGUAUCUCUUACAAAUUCCGACGGCCUAGCAAUCCAGCCUCUCCCCGUGGACAUCCAAGAAGCACAGACCAGUGGCUCAGUAUCGAAACGGGAUUCAGCCGCUCAAAAUUUAUCUGAAGUCCUUGUAGGCUACUUUGAUACCAGUAGCGGAAGAAACUUGACAAUCCUCGGUGGACAAUUUACUGCCAAAGCUACUGAUGGCACCACUAUACAAAACCUUCUUUUCCUGGACGGCUCCAAAAACGAUACUGUGACAGGCCUUCCUUCUGGAGUAGACAGUAAUUCUACCUUCACCACUCUCGCGGUUUACAAAGACACUCUAUUCGCAGGCGGAUCGGUCACCGGUACUGCUGGAUCCUCAACUCUUAACGGCUUUCUAGCUUACAACCUCUCGACAUCUGAGUUUGCUUCGACACAGCCUCCGGCAUUGACUGGUCAGAAUGUUGUUGCCAACAGUAUUGUUGUUCGUCCUAGUUCGACUGAGGUCUACUUUGGCGGUGUCUUCGAUGCCGCUGGUGCCUUGCCAUGCCCUGCGGUAUGUGUAUGGGACACAUCCGAUGGCCAGUGGAGUCGACCUGGUGUAGAUAUGCAAGGCUCAGUGAUUUCGCUUCAAUGGGCCAGUGACAAUCAAUUGAUCGCUGCUGGGAAUUUGACUAUUGGCAGCAAUCAAACAAUGGUAGCCACAUACGACACUAGCUCCCAGGUGUGGUCUUCCGUUGAUGGUGCUUCACCAUCUGAGAUUCCUGGUGCGAUCAGCGCAUUCGGUCCUGCCGCUACAGAUAUUUCUUCAUAUUGGAUAGCGGGACAAGCUUCAAACGGCUCGAGCUUCUUGAUGGAGUAUGAUGGGUCCAAGUUCAACAGUGCAGGACAGCUCUUUGGCGCGUCCACAACAAUCCUCGGCUUACAAGUAGUCGGCCUAAGUACCAAUCAUAAAACUACCGAUUUAUUGAAUGACGACCAGAUUCUACUCAUUACUGGACAGCUAGUCAUUCCCAAUUUUGGAAAUGCCUCUGCCGCUCUGUACAAUGGCACUGCAUUGACGCCUUUCAUUCUUUCGUCAACUGCAGAUGGAGAAGCAGGAACUAUCCGGGAGAUGUUCACAGAGAAGCAAAAUACCUUCAGCGGUAAAACAAUUGUCUGCGCCCUCAUCGCAACUCAGUCCUGCAAAUGCACCGGUAGUAUUCGUGGUCUAUCGACGGUCGGCAUGCGAUCUCGAACAGGUUGCUUGACAUGCCGCGCUAGAAAGUUAAAGUGCGAUGAGCAGUACCAGGCAGUUGACGAUGGAGAUGGAAAAUCGAAAUUGCAAUGUACGCAAUGCCGCAAGGCAUCAAGGGAAUGUCGACCCAGCGAGGGGAUUGUGUUUCGGCAUCAGCAGAAUGCGUCGAUGAACAAUAAAGCUGUUGACGAAGAUCGUGGUCGCGAUUCUUUGAGGGGCUUUUACAAUUAUAAGAACACAUUUGGGGAGGAUAGUGUGUGGCUCGAUAUUCCGAAGAAUGUCAUCUUCGUGGAUAAUACAGAUCCUCAUGCAGAGGAACUGGAGGCAUCAAUGCUCGCAAGUGAUCGCAGUAGCCAUGAGGCAAUUGCCAAUGAAUGGAAUCAACGAAACUCAAUGUCCACCCCCAACGAUACCGCUCUGGGUCUGAAUGCCUUGUCAACUGCUGCCGCUGCACAGCAAUCAUAUUUCCUUCAGGGCUCGUCUGUGGCAUCACCUGAGACCCCCGGUCCACGCCAUGCUUCCACCAGUAGCGACCUGCGCAUCUCCUCGACUUCGACAACGCUUCAUUCCCCUAUCAAAGCUCUUAAUGCGUUGCUUCCUCCGACUUCUCCGCCAUUGUCUAUUACUUCUUCCUCUAAUAAUAAUAAUAGUAAUAAUAAUAUCAAUUUCCUACUCAAUCCUUCGGUUUCCGGUUCGCCUCCCGUCGACCAGGGCUUGUCGACAUCAAUUGGGCGCAAGGAUUCUACGUCAUAUCAUUUGGGGACGGCGAGGCAUCGAAGUGCCUUAUCAAAUGCACGACUGAGUGCGAAGGUAGAGACUGACCAUGAGGUUGCUUUUUUGUUGAGACAUUUCGCCGAGAAUCCAGGAUAUUGGAUGGACCUUUUCGAUCUUGAUUUUUAUUUUUCAUCACUGGUCCCCGUCAAAGCUCUAUCAAACCCGCUACUCAAAUACGCGGCCUGCGCCUACGCCGCAAAACAACUCAACCGAGUACGAGGCGCGAAAGCCAUCAUGGGUGGCAAUUGCUCCAAACAAGCCUCCAUGGAAUUAUGGCCCGAUGCCGAGAAUGUAGAUUGGGAAUGGUACGGCGCAAAAUACUACGAUAAGGCUAUUCAAUUACUCAUGAGAGAAUUGCAACAUGACGCUGGAAGUCCGGCACCGUUGAGUACACCCGAAGCUUUCGGGCAAUGGCAAGCCGCUGAACUGUGUGAUGAUGGUGGACGGGCGCGGAAAAGAAGGAGGCGGUUUUCGAAUAGUCGCUUUUCUAGUUCUCAUUCUGAUGAGGUUCUGGCAGCAACGGCGAUUCUUUCGGUAUACGAAUUCUUAGAUGCUACUGGCCCUGCGUGGAAUGGACACUUGAGUGGAGUGAAGUCUCUGCUUGACAUUGCGGAAAUUGGCAUGAUGCCUUUGGAACAGGGGUCUUCUCCGGCGGACGGUGUACUACCACUGAAGAGGCCAGGUUUGUCGCGCGCUCGGAGGGCAACUUUCUGGAAUUUUGCCCGACAGGAUUAUAUUUCUGCUUUCAUCAACGAAGGCCAAACACGACUAAACCCAGAAGAUUUACUCCUCUGGACCGACGCUGGACUGCAACUCGAUAGUAACGGAUUCGUUGUCCCGAGCAACACCGACGCAGAAAGUACCAUGAAGGAAGACAUGAUUUCGAAUGCGUUGAUAUGGCUUCUAUCGAAGAUUGUCAAUUUCAUCGACGCCGGUGAUCAGAUUCAAGUAUCCCCUGCCGGUGGUCCAAGCGAACAAGGCCCGAUUGGCGUCUCACAAAACACCUUGUUAGAGCGCUGGUACAGGCUACACAGUGAACUAGAUGCAUGGUACCGUGGACUUCCGGACACGUUCCAACCAUGCGCAAGGCUCGAGCCUGAUCGACGCCCACAAUUAGCCCCCGGCGUCGACGAUGACUGUCCCUUUGCCGAAGUAUGGUAUAGCAUGCCCAUGUGCGCCUCCACUAUGCAGCACUACCACAUGGCCCGAAUCAUUCUCCUUAUCAAUAAACCGCACGAAUCCACCGCUCGUCGAACGACGGUCACGAAUAGAUUAAAGUCCUAUCGCUCGAUCGAGAGUGAAAUCAGGCUUCAUAGUUAUGAAAUUUGUAAUAUUUCCAUGUCGAGGAUGGACGCUUCGUCGAGAAUUCAUUCUGUGCAGCCGCUUUUCGUCACGGGACAGUGUCUCACGGAGCCACGGGAACGGAGAACGAUUUUCAAUCUGCUAAGAGGUAUAGAGGCGGAUAUGGGUUGGGCGACGGAGUACAGGGUGAAGCAGCUGUUGAAGGAGUGGGAGUGGGACGAAGCAGCCACCAUGUCCUAA